AUGGCUACCCGCCCAAUUCUCAGGACCGUCCAUGUCGGUACCCACAUGCUGAAGAAUCGCGUUGGGAUGCCUGCCUUGACGAGGAACCGCGCUCCGAGCACCUACCCCACCGACUUGAUGAAAGAGUACUAUGUCCAGCGUGCGAAUGCUGGGCUCAUUGUGUCGGAGGCCAUAUUAAUUACGCGUCAAGGAACGGAAUGGCCCAAUGCACCCGGCAUUUGGGACGAAAAGCACAUCGCUGGGUGGAAGGACAUCGUCACUGGGGUCCAUGAAGCUGGGGGUAAAAUUUUUGCCCAGCUCUGGCAUGUUGGCCGCGCAGCUCAUCCAGAUGCACCGGAGCAGAAACUUGCUGGCGUGCCUGUAUAUGCGCCGACCGCCAUUGCUGCACGUGGUGGAAGCUCCCUGGAGAGCCGGGAUACGUUACAGUAUGCCUUAAUAUCAUCUUCCUCGAUGGGAUACAAGCAGGCGGCUCUUAAUGCAAAGCAGGCCGGCUUCGAUGGAGUUGAGCUCCACGGCGCCGGCGGGUACUUAGUUAACCAAUUCCUCGAUAGCAGCUCCAACAAGCGUACCGACCAAUGGGGAGGCAACAUCGAAAACCGUUGUCGCUUUGGCCUGGAGGCCCUCAAGGUGCUUAUUGAGGUCUUCGGGCGUGAUGUCGGUGUCAAACUCGUCCCAACUGGUGGCUACAACGACGUCGGGAUGCCACUCGAAGAGACUCUGGAGACGUACUCGUACUUCAUCUCCGAGGCCGAUAAACUAAACCUUGCAUAUAUCUGCCUGAUGCGCUAUGGACCCAAGAUGCAAUUCGAGUAUGAAGGUGUCCCUCGUGCAACAAAGCACGAUGUCGUCGCCUCCUACCGGCAUCUCAUCAAGAAUGCGAAGGCGUUCGUCAAUGUCGACGUUACUCCGGAAGAGGGAGACCAGCUCAUUUCCGAAGGCAAGGCCGAUGCUAUUUUCGUCGGCUUCAACUGGAUCCCGCACCCUGACCUUGUAAAGCGCAUUGAACAUGGAAAGCCUUUUGACAAUACACCUGACUUAGAUCUUUUGUAUGCAGGCCGAGGCGAGGACUGGAGCAAAGGCUACACCGACUACCCUCCGGCCUCUUACUGA
Cyclocybe aegerita is the source of this 1110-nucleotide messenger RNA. The record is from the annotation of a GenBank genome assembly. NCBI's taxonomy places the organism in Eukaryota, Fungi, Basidiomycota, Agaricomycetes, Agaricales, Hemipholiotaceae.